AGAAGAUCCUCGAGGGAAAAAGAAAGACGUACAGAUGAUUAGAGUUGAAAUGACGGAGAGAGAAUAGUAAUCGUCAGUUUCUUUUCACCACGCGAUCAUAACAUUUUCCCGCCAAAGUCACAAUUCCAUUUUUUUUAUAAUUUUUUUGCCACUGGGACUGGCUCUCCUUCACUCUUUCGCUCUUAGCUUCUUCUCUUCAGGGUAUUCUUUCUCCCUUAUUCUUUAACAGAGAAAACCCUAGAAUAAGCGGACCCUAGUCAUGGGGGACCCUGGAACCUUUUCUAUUCCGCGCUCCAAAGCAGGUACCGUUAACAGGAUUCGAUUGGAGAACUUCAUGUGCCAUAGCAAUUUGGUGAUCGAGCUAAUUGACCGGGUGAACUUUAUCACUGGUCAGAAUGGAAGUGGUAAAAGUGCAGUCCUCACUGCUCUGUGCAUUGCAUUUGGGUGUCGAGCGAAAGGGACUCAAAGGGCUUCAACAUUAAAGGAUUUCAUCAAAAAUGGUUGUAGUUCUGCUGUUGUUAUUGUCGAAAUAAAUAACGAAGGUGAUGAUGCGUUUAAGCAACAAAUAUAUGGUAGUACCAUAACUAUAGAACGCAGGAUUUCGGAAUCUACAAGCUCCACUGUUUUGAAAGAUGUCCGAGGGAAAAAAGUUGCUUCGAAGAAAGAGGAGCUUCGUGAGCUAGUAGACCAUUUUAAUAUUGAUGUUGAAAAUCCAUGCGUAAUAAUGAGUCAAGACAAAAGCAGAGAAUUUUUACAUUCUGGGAAUGACAAGGACAAAUUUAAGUUCUUUUUCAAGGCCACUCUUCUUCAGCAAGUCUAUGAUCUUUUGGAAAACAUUGAUCAACUCUUGAAAUCUGCAAAUGGCAUUGUUUGUGAAUUAGAGGAUUCAGUUAAACCAAUAGAGAAGGAACUCAAUGAAUUGCGAGAAAAUAUUAAUAACAUGGAACAUGUUGAAAGAAUUUCUCAAGAGUUGCAGGAGCUAAAGAAGAAGCUUGCGUGGUCAUGGGUAUAUAAAGUAGAUAGGGACCUCCAGGAACAACGUGUAAUUAUUGACAAACAGAAAGGUCGUAUACCUGUUAUCCAAUCUAAAAUUGAUCGUAAAAUGGGUAAAAUGGAGGAUUUAGGGCAGCUUUUAGCUGAGAAGAAAGCUCAAAUUGCAUCUUUGAUUGGAAAGAUGUCUGAAGUGCAGAGAAGGAAGGAUGAAUUACAACAUACAUUGUCCCUGGCCACUAAAGAGAAGCUUCAGCUAGAAGAAGAGUUUAAGCACAAAGUUAGUGUCAUCAACAAUUUGAUUAAGCGUUUAAGAUCUCAUGAGCAACAAGUACAUGAAGUUCAUGACCAUCAUGUAAAGAAUACACAGGCUGAAGAAUCUCAAAUAGAGGAGAAGCUGAGGGAACUCCAGUCUGAGGUUGACAAUGCUGAUUCAAUAUUCAAAAGUUUGAAGGAAGAAGAGGAUAUAUUAUCAGAAAGCUUAAACAAGGUGAAGAUAAAAAUCCGGGAUGUAGAUGAGGAGAUACAAAAUUGUCAGAAGCAGCACAAAAUAUUGUCAGAUAAUAUUAGACAGCUUCAGCGGAACCAAACCAAUAAGGUUACUGCAUUUGGUGGAGAUAGAGUUAUUGAUUUGUUGCGUGAAAUUGAGAGACGUCGUCAGAGGUUCAAAACACCACCAAUUGGUCCAAUUGGUGCUCAUUUGACUUUGGUUAAAGGUGAUAAGUGGGCUCCUGCUGUCGAACAAGCCCUUGGAAAGUUGCUUAGUGCUUUCAUAGUAACAGAUCAUAAAGAUUGUCUUCUUUUGAGAUUAUGUGCAAAGGAAGCGAACUAUAGCUAUGUUCAGAUUAUCAUAUAUGAUUUUUCACGACCAAGGCUGGAUAUUCCUCAUCACAUGCUUCCUCAAACAGAUCACCCAACCACUCUUUCAUGUCUUCAUUCUGAAAAUCAUACUGUUUUAAAUGUUUUAGUUGAUGUGGGUAAUGCUGAGCGGCAAGUUCUUGUUAAAGAUUAUGACAUUGGAAAAGUUGUUGCUUUUGAUUCAAGGAACCCAAAUUUGAAGGAGGUCUACACAUUAGAUGGCUAUAAAAUGUUUUCUCGUGCUUCUGUUGAGACAAUUCUUCCUCCCAAUAAGUCAACUAGACCUCCGCGUCUUUGUAGUUCCUACGAUGAGCAGAUUAAAAUUUUUGAAAGGGACAUAUUAGAUGUACAAGAAAUAGCUCAAGAUUGCAUGGGGAGGAAAAGGCAAGCAGAAAGGCAACUUGAACAUCUUCAGGAAAGCAUUCAAAGUGUAAAGAGAAAGUGUCAACGUGCGGAGAGUACUUCCUAUUCUAAGAAGAUGCAACUGGAAGAUUUUAAGAAAUCAUGUGCUGCUGAAGCUAGUGCAUCACCUGCAUCAAAUGUCGAUGAGAUCCAUCAAGAAAUUUCAAAAAUCCAAGAAGAGAUACAACAAAAAGAGGUUUUGCUUGAAAAUUUCAAAGUCCGAAUGCAUGAAGCUGAAGCUAAAGCCAAUGAACUUAAAGUAUCAUUUAAAAAUUUACGUGAGUCAGCAAAAGGAGAAGUUGAUGCUAAUGAGAAAGCGGAGAAAGAUCUUAUAGAUAUUGAAGAAGCUCUAGAUUCUGCAGAAGCGGACAAAAAUCAUUAUGAAUGUGUAAUGAGCAAGGAGAUUGAUGAAAUAAAGAAGGCAGAGGCCAAAUAUGAGGAACUUGUCCUUCUCCGUGAGGUCAAUAGCAGAAAAGCUUCUAUUAUUUGUCGUGAGAGUGAUCUUGAAGCUAUUGGUGGGUGCAAUGGUAGCACCCCCGAGAAACUCAGUGCUCAAGUAACCACACUAGAUCAAAGGCUUAAGCAAGAGAUCCCUAGAUUUUCUGAAUCUAUCGAUGACCUAAGGGCAUUGUAUGACGAAAAACAAUGUAAGAUUUUGGGGAAACAGGAAAGAAAUAGAAAUUUCCGGAAGAAGUUGGAUGCCCUUCAGAAAGCCCUAGAUGUACGUCGAGCUAAGUAUCAGAGAAAUGCAGAGUUUUUGAAGCGUCAGAUAACAUGGGCUUUCAAUGAUCAUCUAAAAAAUAAAGGGAUCAGUGGACGUAUUGAUGUUAGUUAUGAGGAUAGAACCCUCUCUGUUCAUGUAAAGAUGCCCCAAGAUGCAUCAAACAGCAGUGUUCGUGACAUUAAAGGACUUUCAGGUGGGGAGCGCUCUUUCUCAACUUUGUGCUUCACUUUGGCUCUUCAUAGCAUGACAGAAGCUCCAUUUCGAGCAAUGGACGAAUUUGAUGUAUUUAUGGAUGCUGUAAGUCGGAAAAUUAGCUUGGAAACUCUAGUGGACUUUGCACUGGCUCAAGGAUCCCAAUGGAUAUUUAUUACUCCUCAUGAUAUUAGCGAUGUCAAGCAAGAUGUGAAUAUAAAAAAGCAGCAAAUGCCCGCCCCCCGUUCAUGAGUACUCUACUUGAAAAUGUGGCUGGUUUUCUCAUAGGUGUUUAAACAUCUGCGUUUUGGCAAUUUGGAAUAUUUAUACAUGAUGUAUUUUUUCUCGUUAAUCUCCUUGGAAUGACAAUACUUACAUAAUGAAAGAGAUCGACCAUUGUAUUUAAAUUAUGUUGUCAAUAUCACAUUGACCAUACUGGUCUUGCAAUGGUGAUAUGGUGGUGUCAAUAUGCAGUUUAAUGCUCCA
Molecule: messenger RNA, 3652 nt
Organism: Humulus lupulus (European hop)
Lineage: Eukaryota; Viridiplantae; Streptophyta; Magnoliopsida; Rosales; Cannabaceae
Product: structural maintenance of chromosomes protein 6A
Exons: 28
Coding region: 260-3418 (1052 amino acids)
Biological process (GO): double-strand break repair via homologous recombination; chromosome organization
Cellular component (GO): Smc5-Smc6 complex; chromosome; nucleus
Molecular function (GO): ATP binding; damaged DNA binding; protein binding
Source: RefSeq, a predicted model, not a curated record